AUGAAGAACUUUCGCCAUGAGGUGAGUAAGAAAGACAAAGAAAAAGCCAUUCGAAAUUUGAUAACACAAGCCCCUCCAGGAGAAUUUAUAGACAGUUUUAACGACCUUUCUUUACUCGUUCAAGAUGAAAAAUUAAUGCGACAAUAUGGCGAAUGGGCUGGUAACAAAUACUGCAAAAAAUAUUUUGUACCACUCAACAUAGAUGGACAUCAAGUACUACUUUCUCACCACAAUGAACUGGGUGACCAGCGCUUCUUUGACUCUCAUACCAGGCUUUCUUUCAAAUUUGAUGUUCUUCAGAAUCAGUUGAAAGACAUUCAGAGUCAUGGUGUUCUACGUAAUGAGGCAGAAUGUCUGAGGAUGGUGGUAUUUUAUGCUUUAAAAAUCUAUGUGAGCAAACACUUCCCAUCAGGAAACUGCAGUGUACUUAGGAAAACCAUAAGAAAUAAAGAGUUCUUAAUAGCCUGCAUAGAAGAUCAUCAUUACAAAGCUACAGAUUACUGGAACGGCCUUUGGAAAUCGAAAUGGAUUUUUUCAAUAACUCCAUUUCUCACCCAAGUAAUAGGGUCAAUUUAUGUGAAAGCACACUUCUUUAAACAAGUCAACUUUCAUCUUGAUAUCAGCAAGGAUGUGCAGGACUACUUGGAUGUGGUUAACCAAGCUCAACUGGCUUUAGGUUUUGCCAAGUUAGUAGAAGAGCAAGAAAACAAAUUUCAAACUGCAGUCAUAGAAGAAUUCCAGGACCUACAGGUUUCACUGAAAAGAAUUAUAAGAAGAGAUCUUCCAGUGACCCGUACUUAUAUCAACUGGCAGAGAAUAGUAAAUGACAUAAAGUUGGUGAUGUAUCCUAGGCUUGGAUAUGUCAAUUACUCAAAAAAUGUGUUAUGCCACUGGAUCACAUAA
Molecule: messenger RNA, 903 nt
Organism: Vombatus ursinus (common wombat)
Lineage: Eukaryota; Metazoa; Chordata; Mammalia; Diprotodontia; Vombatidae
Gene: CAPZA3
Product: capping actin protein of muscle Z-line subunit alpha 3
Exons: 1
Coding region: 1-903 (300 amino acids)
Biological process (GO): barbed-end actin filament capping; actin cytoskeleton organization
Cellular component (GO): F-actin capping protein complex; actin cortical patch
Molecular function (GO): actin filament binding
Source: RefSeq, a predicted model, not a curated record